Molecule: messenger RNA, 426 nt
Organism: Pseudozyma hubeiensis SY62
Lineage: Eukaryota; Fungi; Basidiomycota; Ustilaginomycetes; Ustilaginales; Ustilaginaceae
Product: acyltransferase
Exons: 1
Coding region: 1-426 (141 amino acids)
Source: RefSeq, a predicted model, not a curated record
AUGGAGCAAGCAAAGCGAGCUGAGGACUGGUUCGAGAAAAGAUGUACGACGAAUGGGCGCUCGAUGCUUGUCGGCCUUAGGCAUAUGCUACAAUUGAUGGAAGAGGCCUUUAGCGAUGAGAUGCAUCCGCGAUAUCGUAGCGGCUCGACUUCCACUGCUUUGCGCAGUCGUCCUCCGUUUUCGGUGUGGAGCUUAGCCCGUGGUGUUGCCGUCAAAGACCGACCGGUCAAUGACGGUGAAGAGGCAGAUGGCCCGCACGCCGGUUGCGACGGCGAGGUUACGAAGAGAAGAAAGGAGGAUCCGUCGCGCGCGAGCGGAAGGGGGCCGACUUUCCGCGUCGAAGCACUGGGGCUUGGCCUAUGCCGAAAGGUGCGAGCGGCGAAUUUCCCGAUGGCCUCAGCUGAAUUGAGGUGGAGUUCCGAAUAA